AUGGGUAGAACAAAAAACCGCAAGGGAAACGUCCCAGUCAAAUCCAAACUGAAGAAGGAUCCUGGAAUCCCUAAACUGCCUGACCUUAAAGUGAAGGUCAAGAGCCAGCAGAAGAAGCCCGAUGUCCCCUUGGAACGACGUUUCGAUUCUGAUGCCCACAUGGCCUCAGAGCCAACAUUGUCGACACUUGCGCAGCUUGCAGCCGAAGCUUCAUCCAACGUUCAGGAAGAACCGUCGUCGUCUACGUCAACCAGGGAGAAAACCAAGGAACAGCUACGGCGCUACUAUGUCAAGUCUCUACAUAAAGUUAUCGAUGAAAGCGACAUCAUUCUCCUUGUCCUUGACGCGAGGGAUCCUGAAGGAUGUAGGAGUCGUUUGGUUGAAGAAGAAGUGCGGAGACGAGAGUCAGAAGGAAAGAUCACUGGCAUCCGUGUCUCCUUGCUGAAAGAGUUCGGGGGCCAUGUAGUUACAGGCUCCGGUGAAGACGGUAGUGAAUCCUCGACGUGUCUCGAAUUUGGACCGGCCAAAGUCGCAGAGCAGGCCUCCAACGGACUACGAUGUAUACAGCGAGAGAUUCUCGCGGGAGCACCAUAA
Coprinopsis cinerea okayama7#130 is the source of this 594-nucleotide messenger RNA. RefSeq lists its product as hypothetical. The record is from RefSeq and is a predicted model, not a curated record. The transcript is spliced from 4 exons. NCBI's taxonomy places the organism in Eukaryota, Fungi, Basidiomycota, Agaricomycetes, Agaricales, Psathyrellaceae. Gene Ontology annotation, cellular component: nucleolus. The coding region runs from base 1 to 594 and encodes 197 amino acids.